Messenger RNA from Ochotona princeps (American pika), 4134 nucleotides. It is a transcript of the gene LNPEP, whose product is annotated as leucyl and cystinyl aminopeptidase. Gene Ontology annotation, molecular function: zinc ion binding; metalloaminopeptidase activity; peptide binding. Gene Ontology annotation, cellular component: cytoplasm. Gene Ontology annotation, biological process: peptide catabolic process; proteolysis. The transcript has 18 exons. Lineage: Eukaryota; Metazoa; Chordata; Mammalia; Lagomorpha; Ochotonidae. Bases 224 to 3301 code for a protein of 1025 amino acids. The record is from RefSeq and is a predicted model, not a curated record.
GAAGUGGUUCUUUUCCCUCCGGCCCGUCCGGCUCCUUCUCCUGCAGUUGCGAAAACCCGGAACGGAGGAGCCGCAGAGCGGCGGAACUACGCCGCCCCUCGCGGCACCUCCCCGACCAGCCCGCGGAGGCCGCGCUGGGCAUGCUCAGUCGGCAGGGCCGCUUCAGCCCUCGGAGUAGGAAGCUGGGGUGCUCCGGAUCUGAGGAGCCGCGGUAGGGGCGAAAAUGGAGUCCUUCACCAAUGAUCGCCUGCAGCUCCCCAGGAAUAUGAUUGAAAACAGCAUGUUUGAGGAAGAACCAGAUGUGGUGGAUUUAGCCAAAGAGCCUUGUUUACAUCCUCUGGAGCCGGAUGAGGUGGAGUAUGAGCCCCGUGGCUCCCGUCUGCUGGUGCGGGGUCUUGGUGAGCACGAGCUGGACGAAGAGGAGGAGGACUACGAGUCGUCAGCAAAGCUGCUGGGCAUGUCCUUCAUGAACAGGAGCUCGGGCCUCCGGAACAGUGCCACCGGCUACCGGCAGAGCCCGGAUGGGGCUUGUUCAGUGCCCUCCGCAAGGACCAUGGGGGUUUGUGCUUUUGUCAUUGUGGUUGCUGUUUCUGUUAUCAUGGUGAUUUACCUGCUGCCCAGGUGUACCUUUACCAAAGAAGGAUGCCGUAAGAAAAACCAGUCCAUGGAACUAAUUCAGCCAAUUGCUACAAAUGGGAAGCUAUUUCCGUGGGCCCAGAUGCGGCUUCCUGCGGCCAUCAUCCCGCUGCGCUAUGAGCUUAACCUACAUCCAAAUCUAACCUCCAUGACAUUCAGUGGCUCAGUGACAAUUUCAGUUCAAGCUGUUCAGGCCACUUGGAACAUCAUUCUUCAUAGCACAGGCCAUAAUAUUUCAAGAGUGACCUUUAUGUCUGCAGUUUCAAACCAGGAGAAGGAAGUUGAGAUCCUGGAGUAUCCGUUUCAUGAACAGAUUGCCAUUGUGGCCCCCGAAGCCCUCAUUGAAGGGCACAAUUACACCAUAAGGAUAGAGUAUACAGCAAACAUCUCCAGCUCAUACUACGGGUUUUAUGGCAUCACCUACACAGAUGAGAAUCACGAGAAAAAGUACUUCGCGGCAACUCAGUUUGAACCCCUAGCAGCAAGAUCUGCUUUUCCCUGUUUUGAUGAACCAGCAUUUAAAGCCACAUUUAUCAUCAGGAUCGUAAGGAAUGCACAGUAUACUGCUUUAUCAAACAUGCCUAAGAAGUCAUCUGUGCUCAUGGGAGACGGACUUGUUCAGGACGAGUUUGCGGAGAGUGUGAAGAUGAGCACCUAUCUGGUAGCCUUCAUCGUGGGAGAGCUGAAGAACCAGAGUCAGGACAUGAACGGGACCUUGGUCUCCGUCUAUGCAGUACCAGAAAAGAUCGGUCAAGUUCAGCAUGCCUUGGAAACUGCCGUGAAGCUGCUUGAGUUUUAUCAAAACUACUUUGAAAUUCAAUAUCCACUUGAGAAACUGGAUCUCGUGGCUAUUCCUGACUUUGAAGCAGGAGCGAUGGAAAACUGGGGUUUGCUCACCUUCCGAGAAGAGACACUUCUCUACGACAAUAACACCUCUUCUGUGGCGGACAGAAAACUGGUCACUAAGAUCAUCGCUCAUGAGCUGGCCCAUCAGUGGUUUGGUAAUUUGGUUACAAUGCAGUGGUGGAAUGAUCUAUGGCUAAAUGAAGGUUUUGCCACCUUUAUGGAAUAUUUCUCUUUGGAAAAAAUAUUCAAAGAGCUCUCCAGUUAUGAAGAUUUCUUGGAUGCUCGAUUUAAAACCUUGAAGAAGGACUCCUUGAAUUCAUCUCAUCCAAUAUCAUCAUCUGUUCAGUCUUCAGAACAAAUUGAAGAAAUGUUUGAUUCUCUUUCCUAUUUUAAGGGAGCCUCUCUCUUGUUGAUGCUGAAGACCUAUCUUAGCGAGGCCGUGUUUCAGCACGUGAUUAUUCUUUACCUGCAUAAUCACAGCUAUGCAUCCAUCCAAAGUGAUGAUCUGUGGAGUAGUUUUAAUGAGGUCACAAAUGGAACGUUAGAUGUAAAGAAAAUCAUGAAGACCUGGACCCUGCAGAAGGGAUUUCCUUUAGUAACUGUUCAAAGGAAAGGGAAGGAAAUUUCUGUAAAACAAGAGAGAUUCUUUUUAAAUAUAAAUCCUGAAACUCAGCCUUCAGAUGCAAGUUACCUGUGGCAUAUUCCACUAACCUAUGUUACUGAUGGAAGAAACUGUUCAGAAUACCAGUUUGUGUCAUUACUGGACAAAGCAUCAGAUGUCUUCAAUCUUACAGAAGAAGUGCACUGGGUCAAAGUCAAUGCAAACAUGACCGGCUAUUACAUCGUGCACUAUGCAGACGACGACUGGGAAGCACUCAUCAAGCAGUUGAAAGCAAAUCCUUAUGUUCUGAGUGACAAAGACCGGGCCAACCUCAUCAACAACAUUUUUGAACUCGCAGGCCUAGGCAAGGUGCCUCUUCAGAGGGCGUUUGAUUUGAUUGAUUAUCUUGGAAACGAGAGCCACACUGCACCCAUCACAGAAGCCCUGUUCCAGACAGAUCUCAUCUACAACCUCCUUGAGAAGCUGGGCCGCAUGGAUCUGGCCUCAAGACUGGUGAACAGAGUAUUUAAAUUACUUCAAAACCAGAUCCAACAACAAACCUGGACCAAUGAGGGGACCCCGUCUGUGCGGGAACUUCGGUCAGUCUUGCUGGAAUUUGCUUGUGCCCAUGACCUGGCGAACUGCAGCACCACAGCUGAGAAGCUGUUUAACAGUUGGCUGGCAUCCAAUGGAACUGAAAGCCUACCUACUGAUGUCAUGACAACUGUGUUCAAAGUGGGAGCCAGAACGGACAAAGGGUGGACAUUCCUCUUAAGCAAGUACGUCUCUGUAGGCUCUGAAGCAGAGAAGAACAAAAUCUUGGAGGCCCUUGCCAGUUCAGAGGAUGUGCGGAAACUCUACUGGUUAAUGAAAACUAGCCUUGAUGGAGAUAUCAUCCGAACACAAAAGCUGUCAUUUAUCAUCCGAACAGUGGGCCGGCAUUUCCCUGGACACCUGUUGGCAUGGGAUUUUGUCAAAGAGAACUGGAAUAAGCUUGUACAGAAGUUCCAUCUGGGCUCCUAUACCAUACAGAGUAUUGUUGCAGGAUCAACUCACCUGUUUUCAACCAAGGCCCAUUUGUCUGAGGUCCAGGCAUUCUUUGAAAAUCAGUCAGAGGCAACCUUCCGGCUUCGCUGUGUCCAAGAGGCUUUGGAGAUCAUCCAGUUGAACGUCCAGUGGAUGGAGAAGAACCUGCAGGCUCUGCGGUGGUGGCUGUAGCAUACGCAGCCUCCCCCUGCUUGGUCACCUGUUUGGAGAGCUUGGGAUCUUGGUCUCUGCUGCUUUUGCAAAAGCGCCAGGGGAACCAGACCUGCCGCCAAGUCAUUUGCACUGUUAGGAGUCGUAGUUAGCUCAGGGCCGGACUGUGUUUCUCAUCUGUCUUUUCUAAAGUGUCUUUGGGCAGUGUGUACUUAUUUAUUACAAAUGUGUGUUCACCUAUACACCAACUGUCUACAAAAGCGACUAGUCGUUUUUCUACCUUGAAGAUAUGCGAAUGGGAGGGGAACAUCAGUUUGGAAAUUCUGUUGCGUUUCUCAGUAUCCGAAAGUAUCUGGAAGGGUACUGACACAGCGAAACAAGGUCAAGUCUGCCAUGCAGCCAGCGUCUGCAGCCCCUGGCUCCUCGGUCGUCUGUCACUUCUUACUGGUAGAUGUGGCACUAAAUGAGCUGCCGAGAGUGGUAACUGAGAUGAGGAGGCCUGCAGCUGCCGAGAACCCAUCUCAGGUGUGCAGAUCUACUUUGACUUGGAGUUUCGGAUCAAUCUUUUGUUUUCUGAAGAAGUUUAAUAUCUCUAACUAUUGCAUUCUUUUCUGCACAAUAGCCAGGUGCUACAGAAUUUUUAAACUUUUGUUGUACUGAAAAGCUAAAUAACAAGACCAAAAGGUUAAAUUGUCCAAGUAGUUAGCACUGUUCCCUCCCUGCCCCCCAAUCUUUUAUAACAUUAUCACAGGAAAUUGUUCCAAAAUGAGCUGGCUUUAAUUGUAAUUAUUUUUUUUUCCUGAACAGCAGUACUCCCCAAGUCCACCCCUCUCUCUCACUCCCCGCCAUAGACA